This is a messenger RNA of Brachypodium distachyon (stiff brome), 1516 nucleotides long. Its product is annotated as phosphoenolpyruvate/phosphate translocator 3, chloroplastic. The transcript is spliced from 9 exons. Gene Ontology annotation, cellular component: Golgi apparatus; membrane. The coding region runs from base 85 to 1278 and encodes 397 amino acids. NCBI's taxonomy places the organism in Eukaryota, Viridiplantae, Streptophyta, Magnoliopsida, Poales, Poaceae. Gene Ontology annotation, molecular function: antiporter activity. Gene Ontology annotation, biological process: transmembrane transport. The record is from RefSeq and is a predicted model, not a curated record.
UUUGUGCAAAGGGCCCCAACAAGCACGAGCGAAUCCAUCGCACACACACAAGAGACAACAGGAGAAACCCGGCAAGCGAGCUAGAUGCAGCGGGCGGCCGCCUCGCUCUCGUCCUCGCGCGCCGCGGCCUGGGCGGCGGCCGCCUCUUCGCGCCAUGCCGCCGGCGCCUCCUGCUCCGCCGCCGCUGGCCGCCGCGAGAACACCAUGGCCCCGCCGCCUCUCCGGAUUCUCCGCGGCCAGCAACUGCUCCCCCUCCUGCCGCUGCUUUCGGGGAACAGGGCCCGGCGCGCGGUCACCGCGAGCGCUGCUGCUGCGGCGGAGCUCCCGGCGGGGGACGACGCGGCCGCGGGCGGCAUUGCGGGCGCGGUGGAGCUCGGCGCCAUGAUCGUCGCCUGGUACCUCCUCAAUAUCUACUUCAACAUCUACAACAAGCUGGUCCUCCAGGCAUUGCCGUUCCCCUACACCAUGACGGCCUUCCAGCUCGGCUUCGGCUCCCUCGUCAUCUUCUUCAUGUGGGCCGCCAGGCUCCACCCGGCGCCCAAGCUCUCCGCCGCACAGCUGGCGAGGAUCGCGCCGCUGGCCGCGGGGCACAUGCUGGGCACGGUGUUCACCAACAUGAGCCUGGGCAAGGUGGCUGUCUCCUUCACGCACACCGUCAAGGCCUCCGAGCCCUUCUUCACCGUCCUGCUCUCCGCCUUCUUCCUCGGCGAGACGCCUUCGCUGCUGGUGCUGGGCUCCCUGGUGCCGAUCGUCGGCGGCGUCGCCCUGGCAUCUUUGACCGAGGUUUCUUUCAACUGGGUCGGGUUCUGGAGCGCCAUGGCGUCGAAUCUGCUCAACCAGACAAGGAACGUCCUCAGCAAGCGGCUCCUCGGCGGCCAACAGGAGGAGGAAUCCAUGGACGACAUAAACCUCUUCUCCGUCAUCACCGUGCUGUCCUUCCUCAUGUCCUGCCCCCUGAUGCUGCUCGCGGAAGGGGUCAAGUUCUCCCCAGCUUACCUCCAGAGCACCGGCCUGAACCUCCCGGAGCUCUGCGUGAGGGCAGCGCUGGCCGGCCUCUGCUUCCAUGGUUACCAGAAGAUCUCGUACAUGAUCCUAGCGAGAGUGUCUCCCGUGACGCACUCUGUCGCCAACUGCGUGAAGCGCGUGGUGGUCAUCGUGUCGUCUGUUCUCUUCUUCAGGACUCCCAUCUCGGCUGUCAACGCACUGGGAACUGGCGCGGCAUUAGGGGGAGUUUACCUCUACUCUAGGCUGAAGAAAAGUAAACCCAAGAGUAUAUGAAGAUUGACCUCAGUUUACACUUUACAGUAGUUGUUUCCAAACACGAGAUUUUGUGGCAGAGAAGAUUAGGUCCAGAUAUUGACAGGAAAUGUACGUACUACUUGCCAGUUGCCGCCCCCAGUUGUACACUCGUACUACAGGCUACAGCAGUUUCUUAACGUGAUAGCAAGAACAUUUUAUUUUCGGUCUGAAAAAUUGUAGCAUCCUCCUGGAAUAAUCAAAUGAGAGAUGCAUCAUC